GUUAUUACACAAGACCACUCAAUUCGACCAAACUCGAGAGAGAGAGAAAGAGAAACAAAGGUUAAACUAUGUCUAAAGAAGUGAGCGAAGAGGGACAAACCCACCACCAUGGCAAAGACUACGUUGACCCUCCACCAGCUCCGCUUCUCGACAUGGCAGAGCUCGGGAAGUGGUCUUUCUACAGAGCUCUCAUCGCCGAGUUCGUCGCCACGCUCCUCUUCCUCUACGUCACCGUAGCCACCGUCAUUGGCCACAAGAAACAAACCGGUCCUUGCGACGGCGUUGGUUUGCUCGGGAUCGCUUGGGCGUUCGGUGGUAUGAUCUUCGUCCUCGUUUACUGCACCGCCGGUAUCUCUGGUGGUCACAUUAACCCAGCUGUGACUUUCGGUCUGUUCUUGGCGCGUAAGGUCUCUUUGGUGAGAGCUGUUGGUUACAUGAUAGCUCAGUGUCUUGGAGCCGUUUGUGGUGUGGGUUUCGUGAAAGCUUUUAUGAAAACUCCUUACAACACUCUCGGAGGCGGAGCUAACACUGUAGCUGAUGGUUACAGCAACGGAACUGCUCUCGGAGCUGAGAUUAUUGGGACUUUCGUCCUUGUUUACACGGUUUUCUCUGCGACUGACCCCAAGAGGAGCGCUCGUGACUCUCACAUCCCUGUCUUGGCUCCACUUCCAAUUGGAUUUGCUGUGUUCAUGGUACAUUUGGCUACUAUCCCCAUUACUGGAACUGGAAUUAACCCAGCCAGAAGCUUUGGUGCUGCUGUUAUCUACAACAACGAGAAGGCAUGGGAUGACCAUUGGAUCUUCUGGGUCGGUCCAUUCGUGGGAGCACUAGCAGCAGCAGCUUACCAUCAAUACAUUUUGAGAGCUGCAGCUAUUAAAGCUUUGGCCUCCUUCCGAAGCAAUGCAACCAACUGAUGAAGAUGUUUGAAUUUCCCCCACUUAGUGAUUGAUGAAGGCUUAAAUGUGAAGAAACAACUUAAGAUUUAUGUGCUUCUAUUAUGUAUGAUUAUUUGUUUGUUUGUGAGAGGAAACUAUAAGUUGGUGGAUGGAUGUAUUAAUCAUAAAAUGUGUUUGUUAUCUCUUUCCUUUUUUUUCAUUUAGUAUUAGUUUACUGUUUUCUCCCCUUGUUCUCCCUACAUCCAGUUAAUUUUGUGAUAUCAAACAAUCCGAGCUCUA
Messenger RNA from Brassica rapa (field mustard), 1175 nucleotides. RefSeq names its product aquaporin PIP2-7. NCBI's taxonomy places the organism in Eukaryota, Viridiplantae, Streptophyta, Magnoliopsida, Brassicales, Brassicaceae. Gene Ontology annotation, biological process: transmembrane transport. Gene Ontology annotation, molecular function: channel activity. The record is from RefSeq and is a predicted model, not a curated record. Gene Ontology annotation, cellular component: membrane.